Sphenostylis stenocarpa is the source of this 249-nucleotide messenger RNA. The record is from the annotation of a GenBank genome assembly. Lineage: Eukaryota; Viridiplantae; Streptophyta; Magnoliopsida; Fabales; Fabaceae.
AUGGCUAUCAGCAAAGUUCAACCUGGGAGAAGAAAUUCUCAGGAGGCUGCUCAAAUGGUUCCAAUCAACCCAUUUAGAAAUAACGAGCAUGAUUUUAACAAAGAUAACUUCCCACUCAGUGAGACGUGGCAGACAGAUCAGACAAGUGACAGAGACGAAGCCAUUGGCACUGGAAGACAGAACGACAGCGUCCCGCGGGAAGCACGGGCGAAAUUUUCUGUUCUCGCUCCGGAUAAGAUAAGCAAGUAG